AUGGAUUUGUGGCUAAUCAUGUUGUCUGCACUGGCCGCUGUCAUAGUCGCGGCAUUCUCUGCGGCGCUCGGCACAGCUGUCGAACACUUUAAAGAGGAAGAAUAUAACUCGUCGGAGGUUGUGGACAACCUGCGCCGGCAGCUGAUGAAAGACAACUACGACUACAUGCUAGAGGCGAGCGCGGCGCGCCCCUACCGCUACCACGCCGAGUCCGACGACGGCGAGCCGCCCACCGAAGUAGUCAGACCUAGCACGACGAGCACGCUCGAGACGCCCGUCGACUUCUACACGAAGGUGACGAGACGCGACGUCACCCGGACCACGGCCGACCUGAGAGACCUCCGUCGCAACCCGAUGUACGACCAGAGGUCCAAGUACGUGGCGCCGAGCGAGCGCAGGAAGCUGGCCACCGCAGGCGGCGACGUAAUCCUGUACGACGACGAUAAGGCGCGCAGACAAAACGAUAGAUUUAUUUCGAAGGAUCCGGCCACCACUGACGAUCAUUCCGCGCUCGUGGACCACUCGACACUGAGCUACGAAAUCGGGGAGUCCCGCCGCCGCGAAGGCGCCUCCGAUACCACGGUCAAAUAUAGCCUGCUCAAGGUGGCGGCGGCGCGGCGCAGCGGACGGCGGCCGCACCUCGUCAAGGAGGAGAAGCCGGGCGAGGUGUCCAUAGUGAACCUGGGCGAGGACGCGGUGCCGCAGUUUCGGCUGCCGCGGCCGCGAGCGCAGUACAUGCGCGAUUCAGACCCCGAGUCCGACCGGGAAGCGCCGCGCGAGUCCCGCGCCCGCCUCGAGCCCCCGUCUGCCGUCGACCUAGAUCGAUAA
Messenger RNA from Papilio machaon (common yellow swallowtail), 828 nucleotides. RefSeq lists its product as uncharacterized. The transcript is spliced from 4 exons. The record is from RefSeq and is a predicted model, not a curated record. Bases 1 to 828 code for a protein of 275 amino acids. NCBI's taxonomy places the organism in Eukaryota, Metazoa, Arthropoda, Insecta, Lepidoptera, Papilionidae.